Messenger RNA from Tupaia belangeri chinensis (Chinese tree shrew), 3394 nucleotides. RefSeq names its product fibroblast growth factor receptor 1 (gene FGFR1). NCBI's taxonomy places the organism in Eukaryota, Metazoa, Chordata, Mammalia, Scandentia, Tupaiidae. The transcript is spliced from 18 exons. Bases 86 to 2554 code for a protein of 822 amino acids. Gene Ontology annotation, cellular component: plasma membrane; signaling receptor complex. Gene Ontology annotation, biological process: positive regulation of cell population proliferation; fibroblast growth factor receptor signaling pathway; positive regulation of kinase activity. Gene Ontology annotation, molecular function: fibroblast growth factor receptor activity; fibroblast growth factor binding; ATP binding. The record is from RefSeq and is a predicted model, not a curated record.
CCCCGCAGUGUCCAGGAAGGUCGCUCUCCAGGCGGAGUCCCCAUGGAGGCGCGGAGGCCCGCCGUCCUCUAACUGCACAGCUGGGAUGUGGAGCUGGAAGUGCCUCCUCUUCUGGGCUGUGCUGGUCACGGCCACACUGUGCACCGCCAGGCCGGCCCCCACCUCGCCCGAGCAAGCCCAGCCCUGGGGCACCCCUGUGGAAGUGGAGUCCUUGCUGGUGCACCCCGGUGACCUGCUGCAGCUCCGCUGUCGGCUGCGGGAUGAUGUGCAGAGCAUCAACUGGCUGCGGGACGGGGCCCAGCUGGUGGACGGCAACCGCACCCGCAUCACCGGGGAGGAGGUGGAGGUGCGGGACGCCGCGCCCGCCGACUCGGGCCUCUACGCGUGCGUGACCAGCAGCCCCUCGGGCAGCGACACCACCUACUUCUCCGUCAACGUCUCAGAUGCUCUGCCUUCCUCGGAGGACGACGAUGACGACGAUGACUCCUCUUCGGAGGAGAAAGAGACAGAUAACACCAAACCAAACCGUAUGCCCGUAGCUCCAUAUUGGACCUCCCCAGAAAAGAUGGAAAAGAAACUGCACGCGGUACCAGCUGCCAAGACCGUGAAGUUCAAAUGCCCGUCCAGUGGAACUCCCAACCCCACCCUGCGCUGGUUGAAAAAUGGCAAAGAGUUCAAACCUGACCACAGGAUUGGAGGCUACAAGGUGCGUUACGCCACCUGGAGCAUCAUCAUGGACUCGGUGGUGCCUUCCGACAAGGGCAACUACACCUGCAUCGUGGAGAACAAGUACGGCAGCAUCAACCACACCUACCAGCUGGACGUCGUGGAGCGGUCUCCCCACCGGCCCAUCCUGCAGGCGGGGCUGCCCGCCAACAAGACAGUGGCGCUGGGCAGUAACGUGGAGUUCAUGUGCAAGGUGUACAGCGACCCCCAGCCCCAUAUCCAGUGGCUCAAGCACAUCGAGGUGAACGGGAGUAAGAUUGGUCCGGACAACCUGCCGUACGUCCAGAUCCUGAAGACUGCCGGAGUUAAUACCACCGACAAAGAGAUGGAAGUGCUUCAUUUGCGAAAUGUCUCCUUUGAGGACGCGGGGGAGUAUACGUGCUUGGCGGGUAACUCUAUCGGACUGUCCCACCACUCUGCAUGGCUGACCGUUCUAGAAGCCCUGGAGGAGAGGCCGGCGGUGAUGACGUCGCCCCUCUACCUGGAGGUCAUCAUCUACUGCACGGGCGCCUUCCUCAUCUCCUGCAUGGUGGGCUCCGUCGUCAUCUACAAGAUGAAGAGUGGCACCAAGAAGAGCGACUUCCACAGCCAGAUGGCCGUGCACAAGCUGGCCAAGAGCAUCCCCCUGCGCAGACAGGUAACAGUGUCGGCCGACUCCAGUGCUUCCAUGAACUCUGGGGUUCUGCUGGUUCGGCCCUCACGCCUGUCCUCCAGUGGGACCCCCAUGCUAGCUGGAGUCUCUGAGUACGAGCUUCCUGAAGACCCUCGCUGGGAGCUGCCUCGAGACAGACUGGUCUUAGGCAAACCCCUGGGAGAGGGCUGCUUUGGGCAGGUGGUGUUGGCGGAGGCCAUCGGGCUGGACAAGGACAAACCCAACCGUGUGACCAAAGUGGCUGUGAAGAUGUUGAAGUCGGACGCAGCAGAGAAGGACCUGUCGGACCUGAUCUCGGAGAUGGAGAUGAUGAAGAUGAUCGGGAAGCACAAGAACAUCAUCAACCUGCUGGGGGCCUGCACGCAGGGCGGCCCUCUGUACGUCAUCGUGGAGUACGCCUCCAAGGGCAACCUUCGGGAGUACCUGCAGGCCCGCAGGCCCCCUGGGCUGGAGUACUGCUACAACCCCGGCCACAACCCCGAGGAGCAGCUCAGCUCCCAGGACCUGGUAUCCUGCGCCUACCAGGUGGCCCGCGGCAUGGAGUAUCUCGCCUCCAAGAAGUGCAUACACAGAGACCUGGCUGCCAGGAACGUCCUGGUGACGGAGGACAACGUGAUGAAGAUCGCAGACUUCGGCCUGGCUCGGGACAUCCACCACAUCGACUACUACAAAAAGACGACCAACGGCCGACUGCCCGUGAAGUGGAUGGCGCCCGAGGCUCUGUUCGACCGCAUCUACACCCACCAGAGCGACGUGUGGUCUUUCGGGGUGCUUCUGUGGGAGAUCUUCACGCUGGGCGGCUCCCCGUACCCCGGCGUGCCCGUGGAGGAGCUGUUCAAGCUGCUGAAGGAGGGCCACCGCAUGGACAAGCCCAGCAACUGCACCAACGAACUGUACAUGAUGAUGCGGGACUGCUGGCACGCCGUGCCCUCCCAGCGGCCCACCUUCAAGCAGCUGGUGGAAGACCUGGACCGCAUCGUGGCCUUGACCUCCAACCAGGAGUACCUGGACCUGUCGAUGCCCCUGGACCAGUACUCUCCUGGCUUCCCCGACACCCGGAGCUCCACCUGCUCCUCAGGGGAGGACUCCGUCUUCUCUCACGAACCAUUGCCCGAGGAACCCUGUCUGCCCCGACACCCAGCCCAGCUUGCUAAUGGCGGACUCAAGCGACGCUGACCCCCACCUCUCCCUCCUCAGACUCUACAUGGACCAGAAUCCCCACCCAGCUCCCCUGCUGGGCCAACUGCCUUCUCCCCUGUCCCCGCCGGCAGGACCCAGCUGAGUCUAGGAGGCCCUCACCGCCGAGCUCGCCUCCCUCCUUCCUCUCCACCUGCCGGUGAAAGAGAGGCAAAGAGGCAGGUGUUUGCCCCAGCCACUUCUUCCCUCCCAGGUGUCGGACCAAGACCCUGGCUGCUCCCACGCUGCCUGGAGGGCUGGGGCCGGGGAGGAGCUGGCCCUGGUGAGCGUGCUGAGCUCCGGUGGCUCUCCUGCCUCACCUCGCAGGAAGCCCCCGAGUCCUGGCGCGGGUGCCUCAUCCUCCGGCCACAGCAGUCGGAAGGUUGUGCCUUGGGCCUCGCUGAAGGCAACCUGUGCGCCGAGAGAUGGUGCCAGGGGCUUACUAAUGCCAAUACGAAUUCGCUUUGCUGACCAAACACCUGGUACCAGAGGCGGCCAAGGCAGAGGUGGGACCAGCGUCGUGGCCCUGGGGCCCAGCCCCAGCCGGGGGCUUUGUACAUAGCCUCGGAGAGAACACAAAGUGUAUAAAUCUGAGUAUAUAUUUACAUGUCUUUUUAAAAGGGUCGUUACCAGAGGUUUACCCAUCGGGUAAGAUGCUCCUGGUGAUUGGGAGGCAUCAGUUGAUAUAUAUUAAAAACAAAGAAAAAAGGAAAAAAAGGAAAAUGUUUUUAAAAAGGUCAUAUAUUUUUUGCUACUUUUGCUGUUUUAUUUUUUUAAAUUAUGUUCUAAACCUAUUUUCAGUUUAGGUCCCUCAAUAAAAAUUGCUGCUGCUUCAUUUUC